GUUUAUUUUUACUUUUGUCAUUUUAUUAAUGAUGUAAUACAUACGUUCUAAAUAGCAGAUCGCACUCUUCGCUGAGCGGGGAAGUAGACUACAUGGUAGUUGGAGAACCAUGGACCCCAGAGCAUUGUGUGAGGAAACCGACUACAAAAGUGUAGUGCCUUCCUUUCCAUCUGACUCUGACUUGGAGGAGGACACAGACACAGCUGGAUGUGGAGGACUCAGGGAGCAUGACUGGGAGGUCAAGUCCCCAGAGCCAGGAAGAAUUGGAGAGGACAGGACAGACUCAGAGUCCAGCUCACCUGUAGAUGUCCUCAUCACAACAAACAGCAAACACUUACCUGAUGAACUGGCCAGUACUAACAUACAAGAUGGCUCCCAUGUUGUCAAAUGGACUGUCAGCAUUGCAAUCGCCAUUCCUAAAGGUGAGGACUCCGGGCCGCUAGGGGAGCCGGUGUUGUUAGUGGAGAAGGCUAAGAAGACCCAUGUUCAGUCUAGUGGGGUGGUGGAGGCCCCCAAGGCCCUGGGCUAUUACCACAUAGAAUAUAAUCUGUUGCCUGGCAACCAGGAGCCCACGAAAGUAGACCUGGUCAUGUUUGGUGUUGCUGCUAAGAUGUACACGGAGAGUGAAACCAAGGUGUUGAAGCCAUGGCACGAUGGUGACCAGCUGUGGCUUGGCUGGUCUCAGUCUAUAAAGGUGAGAGUUACCAAAGAGCUGUUAAUCAAAUUGGUGUCUCAUAAAAUCACCUUCAGGAUCUGGGACACUAAAGACAUGAUGUCUGCUAAGGCCAGGUAUGACUGCCCAAAAGUCUUAAGGAUUCCACAGGCCAAACCAGGGGAAGACCAUGAGCUAGGUGGGAUAAAGAGCAUGGUGUACAAGCUGAGGUCAGGAUUUGAUAAGGAGAAAACUAGGACCAGAUUGCCCAGUAAGAGACAAGACACCAUAUCUACCGACUUCAAAAAGUUAUCUGAGCUCCACUGUUCUACAGUUGAGCCCAAGAUGUCCACUGUAGAUCUGUCAACCAUUGCGAAGGUUUUGUCCUCAACUGCCCUAACCCUAAAUACUGGAGUCAAUGAUGUCGAACAAUGUGGAGUGAGAUCAGUUGCACAAGAUCUGUUCUCUGAUGAUGUAAAGAGCACCAAACUUCACGGUCCAGUGGACAAGGAGGAGUCCACUUUGUCAAAACCAUUGCAGAAGAAAUCAGCUCUGGACCAGUCCUUUAAAGCUACCAAAGAAACUCACAAGACCACCAUCUGUGUGUGA
This is a messenger RNA of Esox lucius (northern pike), 1261 nucleotides long. RefSeq lists its product as uncharacterized. Bases 110 to 1261 code for a protein of 383 amino acids. The transcript has 8 exons. NCBI's taxonomy places the organism in Eukaryota, Metazoa, Chordata, Actinopteri, Esociformes, Esocidae. The record is from RefSeq and is a predicted model, not a curated record.